Molecule: messenger RNA, 3645 nt
Organism: Entrophospora sp. SA101
Lineage: Eukaryota; Fungi; Glomeromycota; Glomeromycetes; Entrophosporales; Entrophosporaceae
Source: the annotation of a GenBank genome assembly
AUGACACCACCCACCUUAUAUCAUAAAAAAGCAAAGGGCCCUUGGAGACCAACUCAAGAAACUCCAGAUUUUACUUUAUGCUUUGAGGAUGGUGCUUUAAUUUUGCCCAUAAACUUAUUGUUUAUAAUUUGCGGUUCCAUCGAAUUAUAUCGAUUAUCAAAAAAUCACAGCAUUACUCCUUAUGAAGAAUUUCAAAAAUGGCAUUAUAUGAAACUGGCAUGCUUAUCAAUGUUGAUCACCUUGAGCCUAGUCUUAUUUGGAAUUUCAAUACUUGAAGUUAAUUUACAUAUUCUAGACAUAAUAGUCUUUUCAUCAUUUAUUAAUGUAUUGGCCAUGGUAAAAUAUUUUAUAAUUAUAAAGGAUUAUCAAUUUUCAAAUCCUGUCUUGAUAAUUUCAUUUGUAUCAACAUUGGUUUUGGCAUUAAUUAUAUUUAUCUUGGAUCUUAUUCCUAGGCCAAGGAGUGAAUAUUUACUCAUUAAUGAAGAUAACCAAAGUUGUCCAGAGUCAAGAUCAAAUAUUUAUUCACGAAUUACCUUUUACUGGAUGACUCCACUUAUGAAACUUGGCCAUGAAAAAUAUUUAACAAUGGAUGAUUUAUGGAACUUGAAUUACAAUGAUCAAUCUCAUAGAAUAUCUCAAAAAUUUGAGCAAAUUUGGAAAAAAGAAUUAUCCAAAAAAAAUCCGUCUUUGUUAAAGGCUUGUGCAAUAACUUUUGGUGGCCCAUUUGCUUUUGCGGCGAUAUUUAAAGCAAUACAGGAUUGCUUAAACUUCGUGCAACCUUUACUUUUAAGAGAAUUGAUAAUUUUUGUCAAAAGUUAUGAUACAAAUGAUCCAUUACCUCCAUAUAGAGGUUAUUGUAUUGCAGCAUUAAUGUUUUUAACAGCUUUACUUCAGACUGUGUUUUUACAUCAAUAUUUUCAAUUAUGUUUUACAACUGGAAUGAGGGUUAGAGCUGGUCUGAUAUCUGCAAUUUAUCAAAAAUCACUUAAUCUUUCAAACAGCGCUCGUCAAAAAUCUACAGUUGGAGAAAUUGUAAACCAUAUGAGUGUGGACGCACAAAGAUUUAUGGAUCUAUGCACAUACCUACACAUAAUUUGGUCAGGUCCUUUACAAAUAUUCUUGGCCUUAUACCUCUUAUAUGAAACAAUGGGUGCUAGUAUUUUUGCCGGUGUUGGUGUUAUGUUAAUGAUGUUGCCUGUUAAUGCAUUUCUUGCUGGAAAAAUGAGAACUCUACAAAAGAAACAAAUGGUUAAUAAAGACGAAAGAAUCAGAUUAAUGAAUGAAAUACUUAAUGGAAUCAAAGUUAUUAAACUUUAUGCUUGGGAAUCCGCUUUUUUGAGAAAGAUCUUUCAUGUUAGGAAUGAUUUGGAGUUAGAAACUUUGAAAAAAUUGGGAUAUCUUAGCUCUUUACAAGUUUUUACAUGGUCAUCUACACCUUUCCUUGUUUCAUUUGCAGCAUUUGCUGUUUAUGCAUUGGUCUCAAAUCAACCAUUAACUUAUGAGGUUGUAUUUGUCGCUUUGACGUUAUUCAAUUUACUUCAAUUUCCUCUUUCCGUUUUCCCGAGCGUAAUUUCUUCUACUGUGGAAGCGUCUGUUGCUUUAAACCGCAUGGAAAAUUUUUUGAAGGCUGAUGAACUUGAUCCUAAAGCUGUAAUUCGUACCAAGCAAUUUGAUGCUUCGUCCGGAAAUAGAGUUGAAAUGGUUUCGGUAAAAAAUGGCAUUUUCAGUUGGUCAAAAGUAUUGGACCCUGUUUUAGAAAAUAUUGAUCUCAGUGUUAAAAUUGGAGAAUUGUGCGCUAUUGUUGGAAGAGUUGGCUCUGGAAAAACUUCACUAUUAUCUGCCUUGUUAGGUGAAACAGAAAAAAUAAAUGGAGAAGUAGUGGUGAGAGGAAGUGUAGCAUAUGUUCCACAAUCAGGUACAAUUUUCUUAUCUAAUGGAAAGAUUACUGAACAAGGAAAUUUUGAAUCUUUAAUGAAACAAAAAUUGGAAUUAUAUAAUUUGAUUAGCGAAUUUGAGACUCAUGAAAUUGGUAAACAAAGUCACGUUCAAAAACUGGAAGAAACCAGUCAAAGUCCUAAUGAAAGAAGAGUCAGUGUUGCAAGCAUUCACCGUCGACCAUCUCUUAUUACUGUUAGAAACAAAAAACAAGAUUUAGAAACCAAUAAAGAUGCCAUUAUUGUCAAAGAAGAAGCUGCUAAAGGAAGUGUCCAGUGGUCGGUUUAUAAAGCAUAUGCUGAAUCUUGCUCGACUCCUGCUGUAGUUUUCUAUUUGACUAUGUUGAUUAUUGCUCAAGGCGCUCAAAUCGCUGCUCGAAAGUUACAUGAAGAUAUGUUGAAUAGUGUUGUUAGAUCUCCAACAUCAUUUUUUGAUACAACUCCAUUAGGACGUAUUUUGAAUAGAUUUAGCAAAGAUCAGUACACUAUAGAUGAAGUUUUGCCAAGAACAUUUGCGGGAUAUUUUAGAACAAUAUUUUAUGUAUUGGCAACUAUUUUAGUUAUUGCAUUCUCUACACCAUUGUUUAUUAUUGUUAUUGUUCCAAUGAUAUUUGUAUAUCGGUAUAUCCAAGUUUACUAUUUAUCUACAUCAAGAGAAUUAAAAAGAUUGGAUUCAGUAACAAGAUCUCCCAUUUACGCACAUUUUCAAGAAACAUUAGGCGGCGUAACUACUAUAAGAGCUUAUCAGCAAACUGAUAGAUUUAUUGAAGAAAAUGAAAAUAGACUAGAUGAAAAUCAAAAGGCCUAUUUUCCAUCUAUAUCAUGUAAUAGAUGGUUGGCUGUUAGAUUAGAAUUUUUGGGUUCAUUGAUAAUAUUUUCCGCAUCAAUUUUAGCUGUUGUCACUUUAUUAACUACAGGAAAUAUUGAUGCAGGUCUUGUUGGAUUGUCUGUAACUUAUGCUCUUAGUGUUACUCAAGCUUUAAAUUGGGCAGUUAGACAAUUUUGUGAGAUUGAGACCAAUAUAGUAUCCGUUGAAAGAGUUAAAGAGUAUAUUGAAUUACCAAGUGAAGCACCUCUUGUUAUUCACGAUAAUAGACCUGCACCAACUUGGCCUCACAGUGGAUUAAUUGAAUAUAAUGAUUACUCGACUCGUUAUCGCGAAGGACUUGAACUAGUGUUAAAAGUUAGGAAAUCAAGUUUAACAUUAAGUUUGUUUAGAUUGAUAGAAGCUGUUGAUGGUGAAAUUAUAGUGGAUGGUGUUAACAUAUCAAAAAUUGGAUUAUAUGACUUACGUUCACGUCUUACGAUCAUUCCACAAGAUCCGAUUCUUUUUGAAGGUACCGUUGCUUUUAAUCUUGAUCCAUUUGACGCACACGAUGACGUUGAGAUUUGGCAAGUGCUUCAAAGUGCACAUUUAAAAGAUUAUAUUUUGAAGUUGGAGAAUAAGUUACAAGCCAAAGUUUUAGAAGGUGGCAAUAACUUUAGUCAAGGGCAAAGACAACUGUUAUGUUUAGCAAGAGCUUUGUUGAGGAGGUCGCCUGUUAUUGUGUUGGAUGAAGCCACUGCAAGUGUUGACGUAGAAACUGAUUACAAUAUACAAAACACCAUUCGUAGUGAAUUUAACUGGGCAACUUUAUUAUGUAUUGCUCAUAGACUAAGAACAAUUAUUGAUUACGAUAAGGUUUUGGUACUCGAUAAUUUUUACCUUUGA